UUAUUUCUGUGUUGAACAUCAGGUGAUCCAGAUGUGUUGUUAUGGCGUCAGUUCCACUUCCUGCCACCAGCGGGAGACAGAGCGCUUCCACUUCAGCCUUCCAGUCUCCAUGGAAACACAGAGUGACGACUGGGACUCACCUGUCCAGGUGGUUUUACAGCGAGGACCAACACUCAGUAACACACCUGUCCAGGUGAGCCAGAUGGAGGAGCAGGACCUCAGCCGCCUGAUGGACGUUCAGGUGGACCUGGAUGACCAGGUGUACUCGCACCAGCUCGACUCUGCCCUCCACAGUGAGCGGCGUACUGGUGACGGGGCCCGGAAGGACGAGGGCUUCUGGACUCUGCCGAUAGAGGAGGUCCUGCCGGCCCCAGCAUAUAUCCCAGAGUCCUUCAGGGGGAAGACUUGGGCCCAGAUCGAACAGGAGGACGAGGAGAAGGUGGACAAAUUGGUCCGACAAUUCAGACAGGAGAGAUUUAUCUGCUACUUCGACACAGAGUCUCUGGCCAGGUAUGGUAGGAGGAGCCACAACAAGAAGGGGCGUAGUGAUAACAAGGAGGCGGGGCCAGACCCUGGCGUCCUGCCUUUAUUGGACCAUGAUGAAGAUGACUCAGCGUACAUCAGGAGGAAGAGAAAGAGGCGGGCCUUCAGGGUGGCGUCCAGGUGUCAGGUGGUGAAAGUCAGUCACAGCACUCAGACAGUCCAAUUGGUCGUCCCAGCUGUCCGUCAACCAGCUUCUGAGGCCCCGCCAACCAACACACCGUCAGCCAAUCAGGAAGCAGCAGAGAGGACUCCUGAUGUCCAGACGUGGCGCUGCCUCCCUUCGUCAUAUUCAAACAUUAUCACGCCGCUGCAGCCUCGCACCUCUGUAGUGUACCUGCUCUGCUCCCCCUCAAGCCCCACCUCCACCUACACACCUCUGUCAGGCUCCGCCCCUAAACGCUGCAGGAAAAAGAGGCGUCCGCUGGACCUGCAGGGGUUAAAGGUCAAAUACAAACGGCUUCCUGUCAGGUUCUACGACCCCGGCAGCAACCGCAUCCUGAAGAACCCCCCAAAGGGCUUCCUGUGGCGCAGAGGCCCACCGCCGCCGUGCGUCCGUCAGCUGUUCAGAAGUCUGAGUCCGGACCUGAACACCGACAGGCCGCCAGGGGAGGUGGCUGCAGGGUCCUCCAGGGUCAAAGGUCAGAGGUCAUCAGACACCGCCUUCAGCCACGUCAACAGCUUACUUCUGGGCACGCUCAGUGAGGACUCAGCACAGACUGACAAACAGGAAACAGUCAGAGGGCAGGGCAGGAUGUCUCAAGCCCCGCCCCCUCAGAGCAGGUCAGAGCGGGGGAGGGGGGGUAGGAGGGAUAGGACACAACCUCCAUUCCCCAAGAGAAGGACCAGGGCUCAGGCCACGCCCCCCCAGCCCAGGAGAGAAGGCCUGCGACGGGCAGGACUCAGCAGGAAAGUCCCUGGCUCUCCAGGCCCGCCUCACCCUCCUGCACCCCGCCGGGGGAAAGCCAGGAGGGGGCGGGGCUGCGAGAGGGGGCGAAGGUAGCAGGACUCCUGGACAGGUAGCAGGACGCCUGUCCAAGCAGCAAGACUCCUGGACAGGCAGCAGGACUCCUGGACAGGUAGCAGGAUGCCUGGACAGGUAGCAGGACGCCUGUCCAAGCAGCAAGACUCCUGGACAGGCAGCAGGACUCCUGGACAGGUAGCAAGAUGCCUGGACAGGUAGCAGGAUGCCUGGACAGGUAGCAAGACGCCUGUCCAAGCAGCAGGACUCCUGGACAGGUAGCAGGACGCCUGUCCAAGCAGCAAGACUCCUGGACAGGUAGCAGGACUCCUGGACAGGUAGCAGGACACCUGGACAGGUUGCAGGACUCCUGGACAGGUUGCAGGACUCCUGGACAGGUAGCAGGACGCCUGGACAGGUUGCAGGACGCCUGGACAGGUUGCAGGACUCCUGGACAGGUUGCAGGACACCUGGACAGGUAGAAGGACACCUGGACAGGUAGCAGCCUCAUUUAUGAACUUUAUGAAGAGACACUUGUCAGUACAGAAAUCAGGAAGUUGAACAUCAGCAUUAGCUCGUUAACCUGAUGGAUCUGAAUAAAGACUAAUCAGUUUAAUUGAUGAGUAACGAGGUUUAUAAACGAGGCUGCUGGACGUCCUGUGGAAGUCAGCUGAUGUCAAUGUUAAAAUGAAAUCUGAUCGUUCUGAAAGUCAUUUGACGUUUGUGUGCAGAUACAGUUUAAUCAGUCUUCUUUCCUGGUGCAUAAAAACAUUUGGUCAAUAACUACAGAUUUUCAAACAAACAGGGUUUUAUUUUCAGUUUUUCAUCCAUGAUGGAAAUAAAACUCAUUGCAGGAGUGAAGCUUUUUUUUUUGUCAGAAAUCAUGAAAAUAUAAAUCAUUAAAUGUUUGUCCUGCAGCAUGAAAAGAAAAACAUUUUGUUACACAUGAAAUCUCAUCUCAUUGAAAUAAAACGUGAACUCGAAAUUUUAAUUUGGUAUGAAAAUGUAGUUAAGAAUCAUGCUAAUUAAACAAAGUGUGCACACAAAUGGAAGCUGAAAGUUGGAACUGAUGUGAUUUUAUUCUAAUGUUGGCGUCUUUCUAAACACUAAACACACCUGCAGCUUGUGUCCGACAGGUGAGGUGCUGUUUCUUCAGGUACUGGUGUUAAUAUGUCGCGUUGUUGGUGUCACAACGUUUUAUAACUUUAAAUAUUGAUACGUUGAAUAAACAACUUUUAUAACCUGA
Micropterus dolomieu (smallmouth bass) is the source of this 2747-nucleotide messenger RNA. Its product is annotated as DBF4-type zinc finger-containing protein 2-like. NCBI's taxonomy places the organism in Eukaryota, Metazoa, Chordata, Actinopteri, Centrarchiformes, Centrarchidae. The coding region runs from base 32 to 1543 and encodes 503 amino acids. The record is from RefSeq and is a predicted model, not a curated record. The transcript is spliced from 4 exons.